AUGGGGAAGAAGAAAGGUGAAGGAAACCCUAAUCCGAGCGAGCUGAAGGAAGGACAUAAUUUGCUCGGCGCGCCGACUUUCGAGCAGCUGGAGAAUGGCCGGUUCAAGUGCGUGGAGACCGGUCACGAGCUGCCGGCUCACGCCAGAGACUCAUACGCCGACUCCAAGCACUGUCGCCUGGGCCUCAUCGACGCCGCCCUAGCUCGGAAUAAGCCGCCUCUCAACAUGUUCAAGCAAGACCCUGCCUCCCGUUCGAAGCUAAUAUGCCGAUUAACGGGAGAUACGAUCAAUAAAACUGAGGAGCAUAUAUGGAAGCAUAUAAACGGGAAACGUUUUCUCAACAUGUUAGAUAAGAAGGAGGCAGAAAAAGAAGCACCAAAUGGAAAAACGGAGAACCGGGACGAGAAGAAGAAGAAAAAGAAGAAAAUCGAAAAUGGUGGUUUGAAGAAGAAUAAGAAGAAGAUUGAGGAAGAGGGGGAAAAUAUUGAUGAUAUAAUGGAUGAAGUAAGGGACCCGGCUAGCAAAAGUAGUGAUUCUGAAAAUGAAGCUUGCUUUUGGAUGCCUCCUAUCGGUGAACGGUGGGACCAUGACGAUGGAGGAGACCGUUGGGGCUCUGAUUCAGAGUCGGGACCUGAGGUUGAAGAUGAUGAUGAAGAAGACUUGGGAAUUGAAGAGAAUAUGCUUGAAAGUGCAGAGACAUCAAAGGGGACAAAGCGAAUGUCUCAAGAAAUUGGGACUAGUAGCUUUGUCUCGAGGAGGAAGAAGAAGAAGAAGAAGACGGCAUAA
Messenger RNA from Striga hermonthica, 786 nucleotides. NCBI's taxonomy places the organism in Eukaryota, Viridiplantae, Streptophyta, Magnoliopsida, Lamiales, Orobanchaceae. The record is from the annotation of a GenBank genome assembly.